Molecule: messenger RNA, 2706 nt
Organism: Paramecium sonneborni
Lineage: Eukaryota; Ciliophora; Oligohymenophorea; Peniculida; Parameciidae
Source: the annotation of a GenBank genome assembly
AUGUCUUAAUUGAUAAAACUCCAAUAUGCAGAGUUUUAAAUAAUUUCUCAAAUAACUGAAAAAACAGGAUUAUAUAAAAGGGGUUAAGAGUAAUGGAUUUGUAAGUAAAUUGUACUUGAUAAAAAAAAGACAUAAAAGGAAUUGAUUGAUGAAAUUGAUUAAAUGAAAAUUCGUUUAUAAAAAGCAGGUAUUUAUAUUCCAGAAGGAUAUAUGGAAGAUAAAUAAGGAAUAAGUUUAGUGUAUAAGAGAUUCAAAAAUUCAAUGGGUGAUUUAAUAAGAGUACAUAGAAGAUAGGGAAAAUUCAUUACAAUGAAUUUGAUGUAGAAAUAUGUAGAUGAAUAUACAAAUUGGUUAGAUAAAAUACAUAAAUCAAAGAAAACAGAAGCAUAGCGAUUUUGUCAUUGUAGAAUAAAACCUUAAAAUUUAUUUGAGGAUGAAGAUGGAAAUUGUGUAAUUACAGACUUUUAAUAAUUUUCAAAUGAGAAUAAUGAAUAUUAUUUGCCUCCAGAGUCAAUAGCAAUAAUAAAGAAGAAUUAAAGUUAUACAUAUGCAUAAUCAGGAUAAGGAGAUUAAUUUGGAAUAGAUCCAUAGAAAAUAGAUGUAUGGUAGUUAGGAAUAGUAUUUUUACAAAUGGCUUCAUUAAGAGAAAUAGAAGAAUUAAUUGUAUUUAGAGAUCUUUAAGCACAUGAAUCUUAAAAAGCAAUAGAAAUAAGAGAAAUAGUUAGAAAAACAUAUGGUAAUCAUUUAAUAAAUUUGAUUGAGAAAAUGUUGGAAAAGAAUCCAAAUAAUAGACCAUUGUUAUCAGAUUUAGAAGAUUUAGUUUAAGAUUUCUUUUCUCAGAAUGCAAUAAUAGCAGAUGAAAAAUUAAUGGCAACAAUAAAUAAAUAAUAAUUGAGUAUUUUUGAUGAUGUUAUGAAAUUUGUAAAAGAAUCUUAAACUUUGUUAUUAGGAGAAUUUGAAAUAAGAGAAUAAAAUUAUAGAAAUUAAUUAGAUUUAGAGGUAUUCAUUAUGGUAUUAAAAAAAUUUAAUGGUCCAAAUAUUUAAUUGCUUGAAAUGAAAACGCUAGCUGAUUAAUUAGGUGUAUUAUAAGACAAUAAUAUCAAUUAUAAAAUAUUUUGUUUAAAAGCUAAACAAUAUUAAGUUGGAUCACCUUCAACUAAAAUUGAAGCUAUUCUUACAAACUUAAAAGUGUAACUCAAAAACAAAAAUACUAAUACAAUUGAAAUUUCUCAAGAAUAUGAUAUUAAUUAAAAAGGUAAAGUCAAAGUAAAGGCUCUUAAAAUGGGUUUAUUUGAUAAAUAAAUAUCAAUAAAUGAUGAUGAAUUGGAGUUAUUAUAUACAAUUAUAGAAAAAGAUGCUCAAGAUUAAAUUGAUUAUUAUGCCUUUAAUGAUUUAAUUAAUUAAGGAUUAGCUAAAUAUAAAGAAAGUAGAGAGAGCUCAAUAGUUAAUUCUGAUGAUCUAGAGUCAAAAUUAUAAAAGUUAAUAAAUUUCAAUCCGAAAUCAUUUAAUUCUUAAAGUGAGUUUUUACAAUUUAUUAUUAAACAAUUAUAAGAUAGAGAUGAAACUGCUAAUUCUUAUUAUAAAUGUAAUUAAGAAAUUGAUAAGAUUGUUUUUUCUUUUUCUUAAUAUAUGGAAAAAGAAACCUGUACUUUACUUGAUUUGUAUAGAUAGACUGAUAAGGAUAGAGAUUAUUAUAUUUCUAAUGAAGAAUUCACUGAUCUAUUAUAGAGUACAAUUGGAUAUACUAGUUCUUAGAAUGUAUAAAAAUAAUUGUUUGAGAUAUUUGAUAUGGAUAGUGAUGGUAAAAUUAAUUUUAUGGAAUUUGAAUAUUAAGUAUACAAACGGAAUGAAAUAACUGUAAACCAAAUUGAGGAAAUGAAAAAUGUGAUGUUGAAUGGACGAAAUCCAUAAAUUGAAUAACAGAUUUCAACAUUAUUUUAUAUUAUAUCUAAGGGUAGUGUAUAUAUUGAUUUCAGAUAAUUUCUCAUGCAUAUCAAUUAAUAUAAGAAGUAUAGGAUAUUAGAAUUAGAUUAAUUCUUCAGGUAUUUUGAUAAAAAAUAUACCGAAAAAGUAGAUUAAUUUAGAUUUAUACUAUAUUUUUAAUAAUAAUAAACUAAAGGAUUAGAGCAUAUUAAUAACCCAUCUAAAAUUAAAAAAUUUGAUCUAAGUUUUUAUAAAUAAGAAUUAUAAAAAAAAUGCAUUUAGAAAAACAUAGAUCUUUUUGAUCUAUUGUGUUAUUAUGGUGAAACUGAUUUGACAAUCUCUAAACCAAUGCAAUUGUAGUAAGCAUUUUUAUUUUUAGAAAUAAUGGCCCCAAUUUCUGAUAUCGAACAAUUCUAUUAUACUUAUAUGGAAGGAGAAAAUGGGUAUAUGAGCAUAACCUAACUUUAUUUAUAAAUGAACAAUCCUGGAAAACUUUUAGCUAAAGCACUCAAUUUUCUUAUGGUAAAAUAAAAAUAAUGGACCAGAUAAAAAAUAUGGAAUAUUAUUGGAGAAUCAACUUGGGGAAUAUCUUAAUUUUAAACAAUAAAUUAAGAGUUAUAUUUAGGUCUAAAAAAUCAUGAAUUAGGAAAAGCAUUUUAAUAUUGGGAUGCUCAAAAUUUGGGAAAAAUCACAUACACAAUGUAUGAAGAAAUAUUAAAUUUGAAUUAAAUAGUUGUACCUACGAAAAAUAAUAAUAUAAUAAAAAAAAAAUAAUCAUAGUGA